AUGACUACCAUAUACGAGAAGAGGCUCGUCAUUAAAUCGUCUGAGCUGGGCAAGGCUGGAACUCUUCUCUUAGCCUUCAAGCCUCUUGAUAACACUGGCAUCAGGCAAAAGAUAGUUGUGUGGAAGAUCAUCCCAUUCUCAAAAGCUCCCAACAAUGUUGCCAAAGUGAAAUACGUGAGCCAGCUCGCGUUCAUCGCUCCUCAGAUCGACGAUGAUAAUAUAAUUACACCUUCGUCCCACACUGUCGACGUUGGAGGAGCGGUUAUCUAUGACAUUGACUCAGAUAAAAAUAUAAUCAUCAAAGAUACCGAAGAAAACAAGGAGGAAAGGCUCUAUCGCCGCAACGAACAACACUGGAAACUUCUAGAUAUUGCCCUUGGCCUUCAGAUCGACGCAAAGGCUGAUCCCGAGCCUAUUUUGCAUUUUCCCAACAUUGCGUACAUCUCUGGAUCUGGCCAUGAACUUGAUUGA
Molecule: messenger RNA, 471 nt
Organism: Serendipita indica DSM 11827
Lineage: Eukaryota; Fungi; Basidiomycota; Agaricomycetes; Sebacinales; Serendipitaceae
Source: the annotation of a GenBank genome assembly